AUGGGGUUUGCUCAUUUGUUUAGCCUUAGAGUUGCUAUCCUGUGUUUGUCAGUCAUUUAUCAUGUGAAUCCAUCUAUCCAUGACUAUGGAAACUCAGCCAGUCAUAGGAGUUGGCUAAGUUUCCUAAAUGCAACAAUGUCAAGUAGUGAGAAAAGGUCGCUUGCUAGCCUGGUGUAUACCAUGUUUAGUUUCGCAUAUGAUGGUUAUAUGAAGCAUGGCUUUCCGUUUGAUGAGUUGAAUCCAAUUGACUGCGUUGGUCGUGGCUAUGAUCAUGAAAAACCUGAUAACAUCAAUGUAAAUGAUGCUCUAGGCGACUAUUUAUUAACCCUUGUGGACUCCCUAGACACUUUGGCUGUUAUGGGGAGAACUGAUGAUUUUAAAGACGCUGUUGGUUUGGUCAUCAAGCAUCUGUCCUUCAAUCAAAGCACAAGAGUUCAAGUAUUUGAAGCAAAUAUUAGGGUUUUAGGAGGUCUCUUGUCUGCCCAUCUUAUAGUGACUGAUCCCGAUGAAAUGUUUGGACAUUUGCGGCCGUCGGAUUAUGACAAUGAGUUGCUGGAUCACGCGCGUGAUCUAGCUAAUAGAAUGCUGAAUGCUGUUCGCGAUACACCAACUGGAAUCCCUUACCCACGAUUUCAUCUUGAUUCUGGUCUUAAAGAUAAUACAACCACUGAAAACUGUCUUGCUGGUGCUGGUUCCUUAUUGUUGGAGUUUGGUUGCUUAAGUGCCUUACUUAAUGAUUCUAGUUAUGCGUCAGUCGCUCGUCGUAUAGUUUUAAACUUGUGGAAGAGAAGAUCAAGUGUAUCAGGUCUCUUCGGUUCAACAAUUGAUGUAGAAACUGGUGAAUGGAUAAAUCAAAUGAGUGGGCUUGGUGCAGGACAAGAUUCAUUUUUCGAAUAUUUACAAAAGGCAUAUGUUUUAUUUGGUGACAGUCAUUUGGGACAAAUAUUUCAAGAAGUACUAGACAGUCUACAGUAUCAUUUACGUACUGGUAGAAAUCAGUGUUUAAUUGGCUCAGGUACACCACCGAUUUAUUGGAAUGUGGAUAUGUAUUCUGGAAAGAAAAUGAACUAUUGGGUUGAUACGCUACAGUCAGCAUGGUCUGGAGUUUUAGUGCUUCAUGGUGAUUUAAGCGAAGCAAUCUGUCAUCAUGCUAUUCAUUAUUUUAUUUGGAAAAUACAUAAUCUACCUCCAGAACGUUAUAAUCUAAUGACAGAGAAACCUGAAUUAUCUUUCUAUCCCCUGCGACCAGAGUUUGCUGAAUCGACAUAUUUUUUGUAUAGAGCAACAAAACAUCCUUUUUAUUUACAUGUUGGUAAACAGAUUAUCGAUGAUUUAAAUAAGUAUACACGAGCUGAAUGUGGAUAUGCAACUAUUCACAAUGUUAUAGAUAAAUCGAAAGAAGAUCGUAUGGAAAGCUUUUUUCUAAGUGAAACAUUAAAAUAUCUUUAUUUGCUGUUCGAUGAAUCCAAUCCUGUAAAUAAAAAUGAACAUGACUAUGUGUUCAGUACACAGGCGCACUUAUUUCCAAUCAAGCGAAUUCGUGAUAUGCUACAAACUCUUUACCAGAAUCCUUUCUCAUCCAAUAAUAAUUCUCAGGGUAAUAAUAAAUCUGUCAAUACUUCCUGUUCCAAUAUCAGAAUUAUGAAUUCUAAGUAUCCAAUGAAUGAUAAUUUAUGGAGGGAGACAGGCGCUUUUGUCAAUUCAAAAUUUAUUAAUUUUCCAGUAUAA
Trichobilharzia regenti is the source of this 1728-nucleotide messenger RNA. Lineage: Eukaryota; Metazoa; Platyhelminthes; Trematoda; Strigeidida; Schistosomatidae. The record is from the annotation of a GenBank genome assembly.